GGGACCUCAGGGGCACGCAGUCCACAUGGACAGCAGCACAUCGCAUAUAUUCCAGGCAGUCAAGGAAUGUGAUGUUAAGAAAUGCCAGCAGUUUAUUGAUGAGGACGGUCCUUCAAUUCUGGGAAAUUAUGAUGAAAAGGGGCACACACCAGUUCAUUGGGCUGCUCUGGCUGGAUCUAUAGAGCUGAUAGGACUCUUUGUGGACUGUAAGGGACCAGUGGGCCUACCUAGCCAAUCUGAGCCAGGCCAGCACCCCAUUCACUGGGCUGCAGUGAAUGGAUGCAUUGCUGUAGUGGACCUGCUUGUGAAGGCAGGAGUUCCAUUAGACGUGGAAGAUCAGAAAGGCUGCACCCCUUUGAUCACAGCGGCACAAUAUGGACAAACAGCACUCUGCUGCUAUCUCAUUGGAAAAGGUGCUAAAGUACAUUUAUGUGACUUAGAGGGAGACACUGCACUGCACUGGGCAGCUUUUAAAGGUCAUUGUGAAUUGUCUCACCUGCUAAUAUACUCAGGUUGUAACCCCAGACACACCGACAAUUUUGGUCAGACUCCAUUACAUUUAGCUGUAUUAAGUGGAAAUCUCCCUACUGUUCAAUUGCUAUGUGAACAAGAUGGGGUGGAGCUGGAAGGUGAAGAUAACAACCGGAACACCCCACUACGACUGGCUAAGGGACGAAAAUCAAAAGAAAUAGUCUCAUUUCUGCAGAACACUAUCAUACAGUCAAAGAAUCUACAUGCUAAGUUUGACUGGAGUACAUGGUUGUUUGGCAGCCCAGGAAAAUCAAAAGCACCUAUACUCUUUUUUUACGGAAAUCUGUUUCUUUGGGGAUACCCAACUUACUUUUUUAAGAUUGUGCCUGUCUCGUAUAUUGCCCUCUGGGAAUGGCAUAUCACAUUCUUGCUCAGCAAUGUAUUGAUGUGGUUCUUUUUCUUAAAAGCAUCCCUGAUGGAUCCAGGCUUCCUUCUCCAGGCCACAGAAGAGUAUAACUAUGCUGUCAGGCAGGCUAUCAAUUUUAAUGACUGGAAAAAUGGUAAGAACCCCCUGAGCAGACUGUGCCACACCUGCCACCUUGCAAAGCCUCUGCGUUCCAAGCAUUGCCGUGUCACUAAACGAUGUGUUGCAAACUUCGACCAUUAUUGUCCUUAUGUCUACAAUGAUGUGGGACACCGCAACAGGGUGUUUUUUGUCGGAUUCCUGUUGAAUAUGUGCAUCAGCUGCCUCAUCGGAGUCUACCUGUGUUGGGACUGGUUAUAUAUGGAAGGUCGCAGCCUGUUAAUUGGAAUGGGCUUUCUGUUCCUCUCUGUGAUUGGUUUUAUUUCUGCAAUGAUGACUGGAACGUGUUUAUAUAUGGCAGCUGUGAACAUCACAACAAACGAGAGGAUGAAUUUAAAGAAGUACUCGUACCUCAUGGAUGAAAGUGGAAAGUUCUACAAUCCAUUUGACAGGGGACUGUUACUGAACCUCCUGGAGUUCUUCCAUUUCAUUCCACAACUCCCUGAAGAGAGGAUAAAGAAAAGGGAAGUGAAUGAAAUCUGA
Messenger RNA from Nanorana parkeri, 1537 nucleotides. RefSeq names its product probable protein S-acyltransferase 23. Lineage: Eukaryota; Metazoa; Chordata; Amphibia; Anura; Dicroglossidae. Gene Ontology annotation, biological process: protein palmitoylation. Gene Ontology annotation, cellular component: Golgi membrane. Gene Ontology annotation, molecular function: protein binding; palmitoyltransferase activity. The record is from RefSeq and is a predicted model, not a curated record. The coding region runs from base 26 to 1537 and encodes 503 amino acids. The transcript is spliced from 10 exons.